Messenger RNA from Miscanthus lutarioriparius, 405 nucleotides. Lineage: Eukaryota; Viridiplantae; Streptophyta; Magnoliopsida; Poales; Poaceae. The record is from the annotation of a GenBank genome assembly.
AUGGACCGGAUGACGACGGCGCAUCGCCUCUUCCUGUCCCCGAAUGUGCCUGCUCCCAGGUCCCCUUCCUCUGCUUAUCCCUCCCCCUCCAUGAGCUUUUUUGGUGUUAGAUUUUCUCUACGUCUACUGAAUAGUCAAGGAGACCCGCUUCAUCCUAGAAGACUCUGUUGUAAUGAUCAGUCCAAUGGCUCAGAAUCAGUAAUGGCCAGUGUUGGAAAAAGGAGCUUUUCUCUGUACCUAGUGAGAGGAGAUCCUAUGCUGAAUAGUUUAGUGACGCUUUUCCCCUUUCAGAUCUUCCAUGGAGCUGACAAUGGUGUUCUUUGGCUUCCUAGGGAUUUUCAUAUCAUCUUUGUAACUGCUGCCAGCGAUUCCCAGGUGAUCACUUUUUUUUACAAUUCUUUUUAG